Messenger RNA from Myzus persicae (green peach aphid), 1011 nucleotides. Its product is annotated as zinc finger BED domain-containing protein 1-like. The transcript has a single exon. Lineage: Eukaryota; Metazoa; Arthropoda; Insecta; Hemiptera; Aphididae. The record is from RefSeq and is a predicted model, not a curated record. Gene Ontology annotation, molecular function: protein dimerization activity. The coding region runs from base 1 to 1011 and encodes 336 amino acids.
AUGCUGCCAAUAUCAAAAAAUGCCCUCAAUUUAUUAUCUUUGAAAAAUAUAGGAUGCUUUGCUCAUACCUUAAACUUAAUAGUACAGUCAGCACUUGAACUUGAAAAUAACCUAAUAGACAGAGUUAAAACAAUAGUAUCACAUUUCAAGAAAAGCACUGUAACUAAUAAUAUAUUUAAGACUUACCAAAUAAACAAUGGUAUAAAAGAGCGAAAGAAGCUUAUCCAAGAUGUGCAAACUCGGUGGAACUCCACCUACUAUAUGAUCAAUAGAUUUGUUGAGAUGGAAAAAUCUAUAAGAGGUACAUUAGGUUUAUUGGAUAAUGCUCCAGAUACUUUGAGUUCUGAAGAUUGGUUAAUCUUACAAGAUUUAAUUAAAAUAUUAAAACCUUUUGAUGAGGCUACCAAAGCAAUAAGCAGACAAAAAUACACGAUAGCGUCACUUGUAAUCGUUAUAGUCCAGGGGUUGUACAAAGUGUGCAAUAAUUUAUUGAAGAUGAAUUUGUCCCAAAGAGCAUUGCUUAUUGCUAAUAAGUUAUUAAGUAAUAUGAAUGAAAGGGAGGGUUUUAAAAACUGUGAAAAAAGUAUGACUCUUUCUAAAUGUACAUUCUUAGAUCCCAUAUUUAAGCACCUACCUUUUACAAAUAUAAGCCCAGUAAAAAAUGAAGUAGUUGAAAAUGUAGCUAAUAUUAUUCGAGAUAAAGAACAACCUAGUGAAUCAGAUAUAAACAUACAGCGGACUCCAAUACUAGAACCAGGAGAAUUAUCAAUUUGGAGUGAAAUUGAUAGUAAUGUGGCAAGAUUUACACCAUUGGGGUCUGCAAAGUCAAGAGCAAUAGUUGAAGUUCAAUGCUACUUGGACGAUGCAGUCAUAACCAGAAACCAAGAUCCACUUAAAUGGUGGAAAGGCCAAAGCUAUAAUUACCCUAACCUCAGUUUAUUGGCCAAGAAUAGUUUAUGUCAUUUAGGUACAUCAUUCCUUGUGAAAGGAUUUUUUCAAGUGCAGGUUUAG